CUCCCACUUGAAGCUGUCCAAUCCACGCCUCCCUAAUGCUGCGAGGGGCGCUCGCUGCCUUGGCUCUGGGCUGGACAGCCGCCUGGCUUUGGGGUCGCGGGUUCGAUCCCCUCUCGUGGCAGUGGCCGAACCGUGCUGCUGAGCUGGUCCUGAGCGCCGACGAUCUGAGCCGCUACACUGGGGCGGAGGAGAGCGCUGGGCUUUACCUGGCUGUGCUGGGGCAGGUCUUUGAUGUGCAACGAGGACGCAAGCAUUAUGGGCCAGGGGGCGCUUACAGCUUCUUUUCAGGAAAAGAUGCCUCUAGAGCUUUUGCGUCAGGCGAUUUCACCCCAGCAGGACUGGUGGAUGACAUUUCGGGACUAUCGCCGUUACAGAUGCUGGCCAUCCAGAACUGGCUCUCCUUCUACAGCAAGAAUUAUGUGCUUAUUGGCAAAGUGGCUGGGAGGUUCUAUGAUGAGGAUGGUUCGCCCACUGAGGCUCUAGCGCAGGCCCAAGCUCUCAUCGAGGAAGGGCAGCGGUUGCAGACCAGGGAGAACGAAAGAAAAAAGCGGUUUCCGCCGUGUAAUUCGGAAUGGAGCUCGACCGGGGGAAGUCGGGUCUGGUGUUCAAAGCAGAGCGGUGGAGUUAACAGAGACUGGAACGGAGUCCCGAGGAAGCUGUACGAGCCUGGAUCCAGUCACAGCCAGUGCGUCUGCGUGAAUACAGAGGGGUUGCCUUCUGAGCAGUCACAGUCCACCCAGAUGAGUGACAGAGGUGACUUGGACAACCCUAACCUGCGAGAGUAUGAAGGGUGUCACCCGCUGGCUGACUGGUGUGCUUUAAAAGACUGAGCCAUCUCUCUCUCUCCUUUCUCUCACACA
Lacerta agilis (Sand lizard) is the source of this 860-nucleotide messenger RNA. Its product is annotated as neuferricin. The record is from RefSeq and is a predicted model, not a curated record. The transcript is spliced from 4 exons. NCBI's taxonomy places the organism in Eukaryota, Metazoa, Chordata, Lepidosauria, Squamata, Lacertidae. The coding region runs from base 36 to 830 and encodes 264 amino acids. Gene Ontology annotation, cellular component: endomembrane system; membrane.